Blepharisma stoltei is the source of this 3136-nucleotide messenger RNA. The record is from the annotation of a GenBank genome assembly. Lineage: Eukaryota; Ciliophora; Heterotrichea; Heterotrichida; Blepharismidae.
AUGGCAAAAAUAAGAAAUCAAUUUGAAUCUCAACUCCGAGAGAAACUUGAGCAGAAAUCAACAGCCUUUGUUUCAGAAGAAACUGUAUUAAUCAGAGCUUUCAAAUAUUUUGAUCUUGAUAAUACAGAAACAGUUAGCUUAGAUGAAUGGAAAAAAGCAAUAGAAAAAAUUGGCAUCAUUGUACAAGACCCAGAACAGAUCAUUGAGCUUUUCAAUAUAUAUGAUGCUGAUGGCUCUGGAGCUCUAGAUUAUAAAGAAUUUGCAGCCUCGGUAUUUGGACCUGACAGUGCAACUGGCCGAGCACUAGGCCAAAGCAGUUAUAGCAACGCUGCACAGCUAGAAGCUGAACAAGCUUUAGAAAAACUCAGACAAAGGCUAGUAGCAAGAGGUUCUAGAGGCAUUUUAGGUCUAGCCCGUCAGUUUAGAAUAAUAGAUGACAAUAAUUCCAAAACCCUUGAAUAUGAAGAAUUUUCUAAAGCAAUCCGAGACUUCCGAGUCGAGCUUAAUGACGCUGAACUUCAAGCAAGCUUUAACUAUAUUGACAGAGACAGAUCAGGCUGCAUCGAUUAUGAUGAGUUUUUAAGAGCAGUCCGUGGCCCUAUGAACUCAUUUAGAGUAAAUCUAGUUAAAAAAGCUUUUAAUAAGCUUGAUAGGGAUGGAUCAGGGAUUAUUGAUAUAGACGACGUCAGAAAUGUGUACAACGCCAAAGGCCACCCUGAUGUAAAAAGUGGCAAAAAAACUGAGGACGAAAUUUUAGGUGAAUUUUUAGAAACUUUUGAAAUGCAUCAUAAUAUUGAUGGGAUUAGAGACCAAAGGGUAACCCAAGAAGAAUUUUUGGAAUAUUAUAACAAUAUUUCAGCAAGUAUAGACAAUGAUCAAUAUUUUGAGCUCAUGAUGAAUAAUACUUGGAAAUUAGCAGAAGCCCCAGAAUAUACCAAAAAUAAAUCAUGGUCCAAUGUACAAGAUGAAGCUCCAAAGCGGGCUCCUUUAAAAGUCUCUAAUAGCGCACCAAGACAAGAAGACUCAGCUCCUGCAAAGGUUUCAAAGCCUUCAUUUAAUCCGACUCCAUCAUUAUCAAAAAGUGCAGAAAUUUUAUUUGAGAGGUUUCGCAAUGCUUUGGCUACUAGAGGAGCUCGAGGAAUUAUAGGGAUACAGAGACAGUUUAAGAUAAUGGAUGAUGAUAAUUCUCAUAGUUUGUCUCUAUAUGAGUUCAAAAAGGCAUGCAAAGAUUUCAGGGUUGAUAUAGCUGAAGAUGAUAUAGAAAAACUAUUCAGCAAUCUUGAUAAAGAUAAAAGCGGCUCAGUUGACUAUGACGAACUUAUCGUCGGCAUCCGCGGCCCUCUAAACAGCUUCCGUAAAGGAAUUGUUGCUCAAGCCUGGAUGAAGCUUGACCGAGACCGAAGCGGGAUCAUUGACAUUGACGACAUCAGAGGAGUCUAUGACGCAAGCCGACACCCUGAUGUCAGAUCAGGCAAGAAAUCUGAAGACGAAGUCUUAGGAGAAUUUAUAGAAACCUUUGAAACCCACCACAAUAUAAGUGACUUAUCACAAAGAGAUCGAAGAGUGACCCAGGAAGAAUUUGAAGAAUACUACACAAAUAUUUCAGCUAGCAUUGAUGAUGACAGAUAUUUUGAACUUAUGAUGAAUAAUGCUUGGAAAUUACAUGGGGAUGGACCUAAAAGAGACGUGUGGGCUGGAAAAUUCUCUGCGAGGGAUUUUUCACCUAAUAGUAAACAGCAUUAUAAUGCGACUCAUCAUCCUAGUACUGUGGGAGGAACUGUGGCGAGCACUGCACCAUUUGGGACUAGUGAUGAACCUGUUGAUUAUUCAACAAGUUUGAGGCCGAAUAGAGAUGUGGAUUUGUCGGCUGGGAUGAGUAUGCAAGCUGCAGGGAUACCAAGCUGGCCUGGACAGCCUCAGGUUUAUACGACUGAACGCCAAGCUUCUUCGUCAUCUCCUACUAAAAGAUCGAUAAACCAGCUUUUUGAUCUUUUAAAGGAAAAAUUAUUCCGAAAAAUCAUGAUAAUUUUUGGCAUUUUUGUAGAUUAAUCCCUUUUUUAUUACAAAAAAUAGACUAUUAUUAGGAAUAUUUAGAUAAUUAUUUAUAAGCCAAAGUAUAGCAUCUCGUGGAGCUCGAGGCUUUGUAGGCCUUGCUCGUCAGUUUAAAAUCAUGGACGACGAUGGCAGCAAAAAUUUAGAUUUCAAUGAAUUUAAAAAAGCAUUAAAAGACUACAGACUAGAUUUAGGAGAUGAAGAUACAAGAAGAUUAUUCAAUUAUAUAGAUGUCGAUAGAAGUGGGUCUAUUGAUUAUGAAGAAUUUAUUCAUAGAUUGCGUGGAGAACUUAAUGAUGUUAGGAAACAGUUAAUUAUACAAGCUUAUAAUAAGCUUGAUAGGAAUGGAAAUGGAAUUGUAGACUUACUUCUUUGAUUAUCAACAAACAUGGUUUUUAUUUUUUUAAGCAUUAAAAAUAGUUAUUAAAAUAACCAAAAUAAUAGAAUAAAAUUAUUUAGAAAAACAAAUUAAUUUUUAUUAGAGGGAAAUUAGAAGAUCUUAAAGGAGUUUACAAAGCAGAUUCACAUCCUGACGUGAGAACUGGGAAGAAGACUGAAGAUGAAGUUUUAUGCGAAUUUUUAGAUACUUUUGAAACUCAUCAUGCCCUCUACAAAGAAGACACCCGUGACCAUAGAGUUACUGUUGAAGAAUUCUUACUUCCCUCUCCGUGAUCGAUCAAAAUAUUUUGUUCGCUAACGGACAGGGGGUAAUUGGUUUUAUAGUAAAUUUUUUUUAGAAAUUUAAAUCCCAAACGAAAAUUAAUUUAAUUUGCUAAAUUUAUGUUAUGAAAUGCAAACUUUUAAAAUUUAGCAGAUCUAGCUAGAGAUUUUAUUAUACUAAUAAUCACUUAUAUAUCAAAAUAUUUUAUUCGCUCACGGAGGGGGUUUUUGACCAAAAAAGGAAUUUUCUAAUCUUUUUUUUUCGCCCAUAGGGGAGUUAGAGUAUUAUUCCCACGUUUCUGCAUCUAUAGACGAUGACCGCUAUUUUGAGCUUAUGAUGAAAAACUCCUGGAACUUUGAAAACAAAUCUUACCAAAAAGGCUGGGGAGGGGAUUAUACAGAACCUGCCCAGCGUCGUAGAUAA